This is a messenger RNA of Poecilia reticulata (guppy), 4178 nucleotides long. The record is from RefSeq and is a predicted model, not a curated record. NCBI's taxonomy places the organism in Eukaryota, Metazoa, Chordata, Actinopteri, Cyprinodontiformes, Poeciliidae.
ACAGGGACGACUGAGGAACCAUGAGAGGAGUCAGGCGCCUUCUAGAAUGGGCGCUACCAUGGCUCAUUCUAAGCCUUGGACUAUCUGCAGUCUCCUCUGUAGAAUUUCAAAAAGUGGGAAAAAUGGCAGUGAUUAAAGAAGCGAGAGGUUCCCACAUCAACCAGUUCUGCAGUACAUGGGGGAACUUUCUUUACAAGACUUUUGAUGGGGAUUUCUUCCACCUUCCCUCCACCUGUAACUACAUCUUUACAUCCCAGUGUAAGGGCAGCUAUGAGAGUUUCAAUAUUCAGCUCCAGCGACAGGAAGUGGAUGGGGAAAUCUCCAUCUCCAGAAUUCUGAUGAAACUGGAAGGGAUUGUGGUGGAGUUUGCCAACACUUCCGUUACGGUCAUGAAUGAACCUGUCUCCAUGCCAUUCAGUCAGGGUGGCAUUUCAAUUGAGGAAACCAUGUCCUAUAUUAAAGUCGAGGCUAAGUUGGGUCUGACAUUAAUGUGGAAUCAAAAGGACUCCCUCUGGGUGGAGAUGGAUGCCAAAUUUAAGAAUCAGACCUGCGGCCUGUGUGGUGACUUCAAUGAACUCAAGCUUUAUGAUGAGUUUGUCCAGUCAGCGGCUUCCAUAAGUCCUGAAGAAUAUGCGUUGAGCUGGAAAGUUGAUAGUCCCACUGAAACUUGUAAAGUAGUUUCUUACCAGGCUAAUGCGAAUUGUUCAGAUGGGCAAAAACUCUGCAAGAAGUUGCUGUCAGGACCUGAAUUUAAAAGCUGUCGCAAACUAAUUGACUCCGGGUCCUUCAUGGAAGCUUGUGUGAAAGACUACUGUUACUGCAACAGCAACAGCAGUGCAUGCUUGUGUUCGACUGUGUCUGAGUACGCCCGGCAGUGCGCCCAUGCAGGUGGACAGCCAAAGCAGUGGAAGACAAAACAACUGUGUGAAAAAACAUGCCCUUUCAACAUGGAGUAUAAGGAGUGUGGCAGUCCCUGCAUUGACACCUGCAAAUACCGGCAGAAAAGUCAGCUGUGUGAUGAGCACUGUAUCGACGGAUGUUUCUGUCCUUCUGGUACAAUCUUUGAUGAUAUCUCAGAAAGUGGAUGUGUUCCUGUUGAGGAGUGCCCAUGUUUCCACAAAGGCGAGACAUACAAUACUGGGGAAUCAAUCAUGAUGGCAUGUCAAAACUGCACCUGUUCAAAGGGUGAGUGGAGCUGCGUAGAUGCAAACUGUCCUGCUGUCUGUUCCAUCAGAGGAGGCUCUCACUUCUCCACCUAUGAUGAUAAGACAUACAAUUUCCAUGGAAAAUGUUCCUAUGUUUUGUCCAAGAUUGAAGACAAUGCUUUUACUGUGCUUGGUGAUUUCAACAAAUGUGAAAGGUCUGAUAAAUCAACUUGCCUGUCUGCCAUCACUCUGCUGUAUCAAAAUCACACGGUAAUUGAAGUUAAAGACAGAAAUGAAGUCUUGUAUAACCAACGGGUCUUUGAACUUCCUUUUUUCUUGGGUGACAUUAAAAUCUUCCGUCCCUCUACAUUCUUUACCAUCAUCCACACAAACUUUGGACUUGAUCUCGAGAUUCAGGUCGUACCAAUCAUGCAGCUCUACAUCAGAGCUGAUGUCUCCCUGAAGAGUAAAGUUAUGGGUCUUUGUGGAGAUUUCAAUGAUAACUCACAAGAUGACUUCAAAACUACAAGUGGACUUCCUGAAAGCACACCAGUGGCAUUUGCCAACACAUGGCGGGCCAAACCAAAUUGUCCAGAUGUUGAAAAUGACCUUACAGAUCCCUGCACUUUAAGCAUUGACAAGAACAAAUAUGCAAAAACCUGGUGCUCCCGCCUGUCAGACACAAAUGGGAUUUUUUCACAAUGCCAUUCUAAAAUAGACCCACAAGAGUACUUAGCUACUUGCAUUUAUGACACUUGUGCCUGUGAAAACAGCGAGGACUGCAUGUGUGCCGCCUUGUCCUCAUAUGUCCACGCAUGUGUUGCUGAAGGUGUAUUCCUGAAAGGCUGGAGAAAAGAUGUUUGCGACAAAUACAUGACAUGCCCUUCGACACUUGUGUACAAUUACAAAAUGACGCACUGCGGUCGAACUUGCCGCUCUCUGAGUCAGUCGGACGCGACUUGCAAGGUUGAGGUUACCCCAGUUGAUGGCUGUGGUUGUGCUAAAGGAUCUUUUCUAAAUGAGGAAGGAGUUUGUGUAUCAGCUUCAGAGUGCUCCUGUCAGGCAGGAAACACAGUGGUACAGCCUGGGGAGACGGCCAAUGUCCAAGGACGAACAUGCACCUGCCACGCUGGAAAAUUUAUUUGUAAAGGAGAGCCAGUAGCUAAGUCAUGCACCAGUCCCAUGGUUUUCUUCGAUUGCUCAAAAGCAAAGCCAAAGGAAAAGGGGUCGGAGUGCCAGAAUAGCUGCAACACAGUGGACUCCGAAUGUGUGAGUUCACAGUGCGUCUCAGGGUGUGUGUGUCCCAAUGGCCUGCUGUCAGAUGGGAACGGAGGCUGUGUAGAAGAGGAAGACUGUCCUUGCCCCCAUGAUGGAAAAUACUAUAACUCAGGAGAAAAAAUCCAAGCGGACUGUAAUACAUGCACAUGCAAAAACAGGAAAUGGGAAUGCACAGAAAAUGACUGUGGUGCAACCUGCACCAUAUAUGGAGAGGGGCAUUAUAUUACUUUUGAUAAAAAGAAAUUUGCCUUUAAGGGGGAUUGUGGCUACAUCUUCUCUCAGGAUUAUUGUGGAGACGAUGUGAAUGGCACCUUCAGAGUCCGGACUGAAAACAUCCCAUGUUUUGAUAGUGAAAGCAUUUGCUCCACCAGUAUUAAACUCUACUUGGGGAGGAAAGAAAUUGUACUGUCAGAUGAAAGUGUCAAAGUUAUCAGUCAAAGCAAGGGGAUUGACAUACCUUUUAAAGUCCACACUAUGGGUAUAUAUGUCGUCAUUGAGGCAAAUAAUGGUCUUCUUCUCAUCUGGAAUAAGAAAACAACAAUCAUGAUCAAACUCAGCUCCGCAUUCAAGGGCAAAGUCUGUGGCCUGUGUGGAAAUUAUGAUGGGGCUAUCAAGAAUGAUUUCACUACCAGAAGUAACGAAAUAGUAGUUAAUCCAACAGAGUUUGGAAACAGCUGGAAACUGUCUCCCUCCUGCUCAGAUGUAAACACCACACUGAGCCCGUGUGCUCUGUACUCUCAAAGACGUGCAUGGGCAGAAAAACACUGCAGCAUUAUCAAAAGUGAAGUGUUUUCUGCCUGCCAUGACAAGGUGGAGCCAGAACAGUACUAUGAGGCUUGUGUGGCAGAUACGUGUGCCUGCAACACGGGAGGAGAUUGUGAGUGUUUCUGCUCAGCUGUAGGAGCAUAUGCAGAAGCAUGUAAUGAAGCUGGAGCCUGUGUGAAGUGGAGAACCCCCACCAUCUGCCCUCUAUUCUGUGACUACUACAACCCUGAUGGAGAGUGUGAGUGGCACUAUGCUCCAUGUGGAAAGUCAUGCAUGAAGACAUGUAGGAAUCCUUCAGGGAAAUGCUACAAUAAACUUCCACCACUGGAAGGAUGUUAUCCAUCAUGCCUGCGGGAGCAGCCUUUUUUUGAUGAAGCUAGCAUGAAGUGUGUGUCUGAGAAAGAGUGCGGCUGCUAUGAUGAAGAUGAAAACCAUUACAAGGAAGGAGAGUCAAUGUCUGCAAAUUGUCACAAGUGUUCUUGCUCUUCAACACAGCUGACAUGUAUUUAUGAUUUGAAUGCGUGCACCUGUGUAUACAUGAAUAAAACCUACAAAUAUGGCGAUACAGUCUAUGAAACACAUGAUGGAGAUGGAACCUGCAUCUCGGGUGUUUGUGGACCAAAUGGAACCAUUAUAGUAAAAAUGGCACCAUGCAUAUAUACAUCAACAACAACACCUUUUACAUUUACCACAACUGCAAGUACUACAAAGCAGCCUGUAACUACAACUGCACCUAUCCCAACACUCACAACCCAAGCAGUAACAUCAAUUCUGACUUAUUCAACUCCAAGAUUUUCCACAAGAUCUAAAACGACAACUGUGCCUUUGUCCACUUUACAUCCAUCUUCAUCAACUUCUACAGUCACUGAAAGUCCCAAAACUGAAAUAGUAUCAACCACAACACCUUACAUAGAAACACCUACCCCAAGAAGAGAGACUGAAACAUCCACAGUCACAACAGCUCAAACUGAAAGUACUACCACCACACCC